AUUUCCCCUUAAAAAUCUCCAUUUAUCUUCUUCUAUUUACCACUAUCAUAUUCCAUUGACGGUGUUUCCUCCGGCGAAGGUAUUAUUUCUUUCUCAAAUUCCCACAGAAACCCUAAAAUCUCUAUCUUCUGCCACUCCAGUUCCGUCGCCGGGCGCCGUCUCUCACUCUUCAUCACUUUCAGUUAAUCCUUUUAUCAGGUAAGCUCGCAGGAGGGGAAAACAUAUACAAACGAGCAUAUUGAUAUGGCUAGUGUCUUCUUGGGCCCAACCUUUAGCUCCUUCACUGUUAACAAAAUUAGGACAGAGUGCAGAAAACCAAGCACUACAAAUGGUCUACAGUUUGGUGCUAUAAAGGCAAUGCGUAUGGAGAAACCUUUGGAAGAAUUGUACAAAGUAAAAGUGGAACGAAAAGUGUCGCCGGAGCGAGUGGCGGAGCUCGGUGUUUCGAAAUGGUCGAUGUGGAAGACGGGCAAGGCUAAGUUGCCAUGGGACUGGCAAGUGGACCAGCUGGUUUACAUUGAGGAAGGGGAAGUGAGAGUUGUGCCUGAAGGAAGUAAGCGCUUUAUGCAGUUUGUGGCUGGAGAUUUAGUCCGUUAUCCCAAGUGGUUCGAGGCUGAUCUUUACUUCAAUGGUCCGUACCAAGAACGUUAUCGUUUCCGAGCCUAUGGUGAUGACUAAUGGAGCUUUUACCACGUGGAUUCUAUGUGCUAUUUCCAUGUUGCACCAGAGCAGAAAGCUUGUUCUUUGUAUGUUAGAACUUAAGAAGUAUAAAGUUGGUUGGUUUGUUGGACUUGUUUUUAACAGAGAAUCAAUUUUGUUAAAUGAUCUCUGAUCAAUGUGUAUGAUUAUUAGAGUUCGUAUUUA
Humulus lupulus (European hop) is the source of this 864-nucleotide messenger RNA. RefSeq lists its product as uncharacterized. Bases 244 to 678 code for a protein of 144 amino acids. Lineage: Eukaryota; Viridiplantae; Streptophyta; Magnoliopsida; Rosales; Cannabaceae. The record is from RefSeq and is a predicted model, not a curated record. The transcript is spliced from 2 exons.